Messenger RNA from Microtus oregoni (creeping vole), 747 nucleotides. Its product is annotated as SUMO-conjugating enzyme UBC9. Gene Ontology annotation, biological process: protein sumoylation. Gene Ontology annotation, molecular function: SUMO conjugating enzyme activity. The transcript has a single exon. Lineage: Eukaryota; Metazoa; Chordata; Mammalia; Rodentia; Cricetidae. The record is from RefSeq and is a predicted model, not a curated record. Gene Ontology annotation, cellular component: nucleus. The coding region runs from base 23 to 499 and encodes 158 amino acids.
UGGUCGCCCAGGGACUUUGAAUAUGUCGGGGAUUGCCCUCAGCCGACUUGCCCAGGAAAGGAAAGCCUGGAGGAAGGACCACCCUUUUGGCUUUGUGGCUGUCCCAACAAAGAACCCUGAUGGCACGAUGAACCUGAUGAAUUGGGAGUGCGCUAUCCCUGGAAAGAAGGGGACUCCAUGGGAAGGAGGCUUGUUCAAACUGCGGAUGCUUUUCAAAGAUGACUAUCCGUCCUCACCACCAAAAUGUAAAUUUGAGCCACCACUGUUUCACCCAAACGUGUAUCCUUCUGGCACAGUGUGCCUGUCCAUCCUGGAGGAAGACAAGGACUGGAGGCCAGCUAUCACGAUCAAACAGAUCUUAUUAGGAAUACAAGAACUUCUUAAUGAACCAAAUAUCCAAGACCCAGCUCAAGCAGAGGCCUACACAAUUUACUGCCAAAACAGAGUGGAAUAUGAGAAAAGGGUUCGAGCACAAGCGAAGAAGUUUGCCCCCUCAUAAGCAGCGGCCCUGUGGCUCCAUGACGAGGAAGGGAUUGGCUUGGCAAGAACUUGUUUACACCUUUUGCAGAUCUAAGUCGCUGCGUACAGUUACUAGUCUCCUGGGAGGGUUGAGCGGGCGCCAUUUUCCAUUUCCGCCACUGGCAUAUACAGUCUCAAUUCGCUGAAUUGCCCCAGUUUUUCAUACAGGGUCUCUUCCUUCAGUCUUUUGUAUUUUUGAUUGUUAUGUAAAACUUGCUUUUAUUUUAA